Molecule: messenger RNA, 1928 nt
Organism: Tarenaya hassleriana
Lineage: Eukaryota; Viridiplantae; Streptophyta; Magnoliopsida; Brassicales; Cleomaceae
Product: mitogen-activated protein kinase kinase 3
Exons: 10
Coding region: 183-1745 (520 amino acids)
Biological process (GO): protein phosphorylation; MAPK cascade
Molecular function (GO): ATP binding; MAP kinase kinase activity
Source: RefSeq, a predicted model, not a curated record
CUACCCAUAGAACACAAGCUGUUCUCUUCGGGAAAACGUUAAAGCUCCGUUCCCGCAUCUCAACUUCUCAAGGGCAUCGAUAAAAAGGAAACGCAUUCGGAAGGAGGAGAAAAGGGUAAUCGGAAGCGACGAAUUUUGACAAAGAAGCGAAUUUCGACACAAAAGGGUAACUGAUCGUUCUCAUGGCGGCUCUGGAGGAGCUAAAGAAGAAGCUGUCUCCCUUGUUUGAUGUCGAGAAGGGUUUCUCUUCAUCCUCAACUUUAGACCCAAAUGACUCAUAUUUGUUAUCAGAUGGUGGAACCGUUAAUUUACUUAGUAGAUCAUAUGGAGUUUACAACAUUAAUGAGCUCGGGCUGCAAAAAUGUGCUUCUUCUUCAGUCGAUGAGUCAGAUAAUUGUGAGAAGACAUAUCGGUGUGCUUCACACGAAAUGCGGGUUUUUGGAGCCAUAGGCAGCGGGGCUAGUAGUGUUGUCCAGAGAGCUGUUCAUAUCCCGGGUCAUAGAAUUCUGGCCUUGAAGAAAAUUAAUAUCUUUGAAAGGGAGAAAAGACAGCAAAUACUCACCGAGAUACGGACAUUGUGCGAGGCUCCUUGUUAUGAAGGACUAGUGGAAUUUCAUGGAGCGUUCUAUAGUCCAGACUCUGGGCAAAUCAGCAUAGCCCUCGAGUAUAUGGAUGGAGGAUCUCUUGCAGAUGUCUUAAAAGUCAAGAAGAAGAUACCUGAGCCAGUUCUUUCAUCUAUGUUUCUCAAGCUUUUGCAAGGACUGAGCUACUUGCAUGGAGUCAGACAUCUUGUUCAUAGAGACAUCAAGCCUGCAAAUUUGCUUAUAAAUCUCAAAGGAGAGCCGAAGAUCACUGAUUUUGGCAUAAGUGCUGGCCUGGAGAAUUCAAUGGCAAUGUGUGCUACUUUCGUUGGAACUGUCACCUACAUGUCCCCUGAGAGGAUCCGGAACGAGGGUUAUUCCUAUCCAGCCGAUAUAUGGAGCCUCGGUCUCGCCCUUCUUGAAUGCGGGACCGGAGAAUUCCCAUAUACAGCUAACGAAGGACCCGUCAAUCUUAUGUUGCAGAUCUUGGAUGAUCCGUCACCGACACCCUCUAAGAAAGAUUUUUCACCAGAGUUUUGCUCGUUCAUCGAUGCUUGCCUCCAGAAGGAUGCAGAUGCUAGGCCAACAGCCGAUCAGCUUCUGUCACACCCUUUUAUUACAAAACAUGAAAACGAAAGAGUGGACUUGGCCGCCUUUGUUCGGAGCAUCUUUGAUCCAACACAGAGGUUGAAAGAUUUAGCAGAUAUGCUUACUAUACAUUAUUACUCGCUCUUUGAUGGAGCUGACGAGCUUUGGCAUCAUGCAAAGACACUCUACACUGACACUUCUUCCACUCUCAGUUUCUCGGGGAAACACUACAAGGGAUCAACCGAGAUCUUCUCGGCAUUAUCAGACAUAAGAGACACGCUGGCAGGAGACUUACCAGGCGAGAAACUCGUGCACGUGGUCGAGAAGCUGCAAUGCAAGCCUCACGGGUCGUCGGGGGGAGUGGCGAUACGAGCGAAGGGAUCGUUCAUAAUAGGGAACCAGUUUCUGAUAUGCGGAGAUGGGGUUCAGGCGGAAGGGAUGCCGAGUUUCAAGGAUCUAUCGAUCGAUAUCGAGAGCAGACGGAUGGGUCGGUUUCAGGAACAGUUUGUCGUCGAGACAGCUGAUCUCAUCGGACGUUAUUUCAUUGCAAAGCAGGAGCUCUAUAUCACAAGCUAAGAGCUUCUUUCCUUCCGUAGACAAGAGUUGGAACUUCUGAGUAAGGUUCUUUGGUUUUGCUAAGGCUUUUACUUGCGCAUAUGUAGGUAAGAAAUGAAACAUGGGGGUAUAUAUGAGAAUUUUGUAAACUAAAGGGGCUAAAUUGCUAUUUAACUAUAAUGGUGCGAGUGGGAUUGCCAUUAA